This is a messenger RNA of Closterium sp. NIES-65, 945 nucleotides long. NCBI's taxonomy places the organism in Eukaryota, Viridiplantae, Streptophyta, Zygnematophyceae, Desmidiales, Closteriaceae. The record is from the annotation of a GenBank genome assembly.
AUGGUGCGGUCUGUUACUGCGCAAAAGGAUAUACGCGGCACAACGGCAUUUGCACAGGAACAUGCGCAGUCACACAGUGCGACGGUGCACCUCUCUCACCCUGUCCUCUCUCACCCCUGUCCUCUCUCACCCUGUCCUCUCUCACCCCUGUCCUCUCUCACCACUGUCCUCUCUCACCCCUGUCCUCUCUCACCCCUGUCCUCUCUCACCCCUGUCCUCUCUCACCCCUGUCCUCUCUCACCCCUGUCCUCUCUCACCCCUGUCCUCUCUCCACCCCUGUCCUCUCUCACCCCUGUCCUCUCUCACCCCUGUCCUCUCUCACCCCUGUCCUCUCUCACCCCUGUCCUCUCUCACCCCUGUCCUCUCUCACCCCUGUCCUCUCUCACCCCUGUCCUCUCUCACCCCUGUCCUCUCUCACCACUGUCCUCUCUCACCCCUGUCCUCUCUCACCCUGUCCUCUCUCACCCCUGUCCUCUCUCACCCCUGUCCUCUCUCACCCCUGUCCUCUCUCACCCCUGUCCUCUCUCACCCCUGUCCUCUCUCACCCCUGUCCUCUCUCACCCCUCCCCUGUCCUCUCUCACCCCCUGUCCUCUCUCACCCCUGUCCUCUCUCACCCCUGUCCUCUCUCACCCCUGUCCUCCUCUCACCCCUGUCCUCUCUCACCCCUGUCCUCUCUCACCCCUGUCCUCUCUCACCCCUGUCCUCUCUCACACCUGUCCUCUCUCACCCCUGUCCUCUCUCACCCCUGUCCUCUCUCACCCCUGUCCUCUCUCACCCCUGUCCUCUCUCACCCCUGUCCUCUCUCACCCCUGUCCUCUCUCACCCCUGUCCUCUCUCACCCCUGUCCUCUCUCACCCCUGUCCUCUCUCACCCCUGUCCUCUCUCACCCCUGUCCUCUCUCACCCCUGUCCUCUCUCACCCCUGUUCUCUAUCUUUGUAUCUAG